AUUCUCUCUUUUCAUCUUCCAAAUCUUGUAACCAUUUUGGAGACUUAUAUUUUAAACAUUGUUCAUAUUUUGGAUUGCAGGUUCUUCCUUGUCAAAUUGGGACUUUGGUUGAAUAUGACAACUAAAGUUGUUCUUAAAGUUCUUAACUAUAAGAAUUAGAGUUUUCGGAUGAAGACCUACUUUUUGGCCGAAGAUCUUUGGGACGUCGUUGAAGGCACCAUUAAGGAACCUCCUGAAGCAGAAGAACAUAAGGCUUGGAAGAAGAAGGAUGCCAAGGGCUUAUAUGCAAUCCAGAAUUCUUGCGGAGAUGGUACUUAUCCAUUAAUCGAGUACAGAAACUCGGCUGAAGCAACAUGGAGGACUUUCUCACUUAAUUUGAAGCGAGCUGGAGGAGCAUCAGAUGAAAGUGGACACGAUGAGAGAGAUGAGAGCGUUGAGACUGUGGUGACUCUUGAGAGCAAUGCCAACCAUAUCCAAGAAACUUUCGUGAAAAAUGUCAAGUCUAAUGAUUGGGAUAAUGCGAUCAACUUUCUUCGCCAACAUCCCCAACUAGGAAGUGCAAGAGUUCAAUGGGAUGGUACAGCUCUUCACUACGCAAUCAGGAAGAGGUGCAGCUUGCGCAUUAUACAACAGUUGGUGGAGUUAAUGGCAAAUGAAGACUUGGAAAUACAAGACUCUCUUGGUUGCACAGCUCUUUAUUAUUUGAUAACUUUGUUUCCAAAAAUGGUUGAAGUAGCUGAAUGCAUGGUUAAAAAGAACCACAAUUUACUUACUAUUAUACCUACUUCUAUGCCGUGGUGGAAUAGGAAGCCUCUAGUUCUGUCUGCCCAAGAGAACGCAAAAGGGGAAAGAAUGGCUCGCUAUUUCUAUUCCCUCACUCCACCUGAAAUGAUAAAAGUUAUGGAUACCACUCAACUUAUUUCUGACGGUUUUUGUCCUUAAAGAUUUGGUACUUUUCCCCGUUUGAUUUUUUUUUUUUUUAAACAAUUUUUGUCUAUAUAUAUAUUUACAAUGUUUUCUUUUCAUGCUUGUAUUAUAUAUAGAUACUGCGUGGGAUUUUGAUUCAAUGUUACCUAAAAUUGACCAUUUGCUAUAGACCACGACAUGAAUAUCCCCUUAACAACAUUUACCAGUAACCGUUUUUGCAUUCAAAAGCAGAAGGCUGCUCAGUUUAUGGGAAAAAUUGAUCUAUUAUGGUAUACGCAUAAAACCUCUUCCUCCCAUCAACAAGGAAAAACAUGAAAGUGAGCAAGUGAUCAAAGGCAUCUGUUAGACCAAAAAGAGAAGCAAAGACAUCAUCUUAUUUCCUCAGGUAAGUUAAAUGUCUGCAAUCCAAUUGGUUUAUGUUAAUGCCAUGCCAAUGCUACUACAAAAAUAUAUGAACAUAUUUAUUCCAUAUUUCCUAGAGUUGUAGUCAUAAUAUCAGUAGAUCGAUAGAAUGUUAGCUACAGUCAUGCAAUGCAAUUUAAGUAUGGCCACAUUGAAUUAGCAAAAUUCUUAAACCACAAAACAUAAACAAAAUGGGCAGAUUAUAGUACCCUUUAAAACCGAAAUAGAAUAGGGUUUUCUCGGAUUUCACCUUAUUUCACCCACAACCUUCCAUUCUUCUCGAUCGAGCUUGGAAACAACCUUGAUUCACACACUACUACAAAAGAGGCUAUCACUGGCGGUGGAAAAACCGACAAGAAACCCUAAUUAUUGUCGGAUUUUUGGUAAAAAUCUAAUAUUAAAUGAUGCAAUGUCGGAUUAGAGAACCGAUACCGUUGCUAGCGUUACGAAAAGGGUUUUGACGUCCGUUAGUCCUCUUAA
This is a messenger RNA of Pyrus x bretschneideri (Chinese white pear), 1809 nucleotides long. RefSeq lists its product as uncharacterized. The coding region runs from base 169 to 942 and encodes 257 amino acids. The record is from RefSeq and is a predicted model, not a curated record. NCBI's taxonomy places the organism in Eukaryota, Viridiplantae, Streptophyta, Magnoliopsida, Rosales, Rosaceae. The transcript has 4 exons.